This is a messenger RNA of Periophthalmus magnuspinnatus, 2403 nucleotides long. It is a transcript of the gene znf346, whose product is annotated as zinc finger protein 346. Bases 28 to 966 code for a protein of 312 amino acids. Gene Ontology annotation, molecular function: nucleic acid binding; zinc ion binding. The record is from RefSeq and is a predicted model, not a curated record. The transcript has 8 exons. Lineage: Eukaryota; Metazoa; Chordata; Actinopteri; Gobiiformes; Gobiidae.
GCGCGUUCAGAAGCAGCUGUGAGCGUCAUGGCGGACACGAUGCAAACCGAUAAUUUUCCUUAUUUACCUUCGGGUUUAGCGGAGGUGAAUAAAAUGAUUGCGGAGCACAGCGACCUGUUUUCGGAUACUCAGUGUAAAGUGUGCAGCGCUGUCCUCAUUUCAGAGUCCCAGAAGCUCACCCAUUAUCAGAGCAAGAAACACGCCAACAAAGUGCGACGGUACUUUUUUAUUCAAAAUGAAAAUGAGCCGACGUUCAAGAAACCCUCAACAGAUGACAAUGACUGUAAUAACGGAGAGACAGACCGGCACAAAGUAUGUCUGGUGUGCAACAUGACGUUCACCUCCCCGGUGAUGGCAGAGUCCCAUUAUCAGGGAAAAGUCCAUGCCAAGAACCUCCGCCUCAAGACUGUAGGGCCUCAGAACACAGUCGCUCCUCAGAUGACAGCGCCGCCUACAGUCCAAGCAAAGAAACAGAAAACGGAGGAGUCUCCACUGAACGACAAAUCCAACCCCAACCACUUUUGUUCUGUGUGUCAGGCCUCAUUCAACAACCCUAUGAUGGCCGAGCAGCACUACCAGGGCAAGAAACACCAAAAACACUUAAAGAAACAGAAGCUGAUGGAAACGUAUGGUGUGGCGUCAGUUCCAGCGGCGAUGUUAAAAGGCUAUCCCUGUGUCAUCUGUAAACUGCAGCUCAACUCUGUGGAACAGUACCAGUCUCACAUUAGCGGAGCCAAACACAAGAACCAACUGAAGAAGUCAGGGCUGGCUCCCUCAGACACCCUUCAGGCCUCAGAUUCCUACAGCGGUGAGUAUCGCGAGCAGCAGCUCUCUUAUGGGGACGAGCAGCAGUUCGGAGCUCUGGACGUCCAAUGGGAGAGCAAUCCUUUUGCUGCGACAGAUGAGAGCUAUGCAGAGGAGGACCCAGGUUUCUGUGAGGAAUACCAGAACCACUCUAAAAAUUGAACAUUUACACAUGGACACUGUACAAAAGUGAAGGUUAGAGCUGAGCAACUCAACAGUUUUCUAGAAAAUAUGCUACAAUAUGCUUUAUGGGUCUAUUGUUUUACAGUCAUUGUUUUACAUUAACUUGACGUUCAGCCAUGACUAUGGCUCGCAGCUCUGUGUGUUUAUUUUAAUAGGCUGUGAAAAUGAUCAGAACAAAUUUGUCAUUUUUAAAUGUUUGUUUAGAGGAAAGCGUCAAUAGGAAAUAACCUGCCUUGAUCCUCAUUGGCCCCCUCUCCUCAGUGGGCGGGAGUUACAAGAGAGGAUUCAGAAUUGGGUCAUAGGAUUGAUUUCCAUAGGAGGAAUUGGAUUAAUGAAUGUUAAUGUGACUUUGAAUUUUACAGAUGUUUUAUAAUGAUUAUUAUUAUGUGUUUGCCACAGGAACCUUCAUUUUAUUAAAAUGCUCUUCAUUUAUAAGAACGAUUAUUUUAGCUAUUGGCAAUUUCUAUUUUGUUUCUUUUUAUUUAAUACUAUUUAUCAUUUACUUCUUAUACACUCAUUCAUUUUAUCAAAUGUUACUAACAGCACUUCUGUAGAUUCUGUCCAUAGCUGACAAGCGUGUUUCAACUGAUGUCAAAUUUGAAGAUGUCAACAACUUUUAUAAAUGGAAGAUAGGAAAAUAUAGGAACAUUUUGUUAGGGCUUAACAUUAACUUCAUUUGCUGUCUGUCCAAUUUUGAAAUGCUACAAGCCCAAUAGUGUUGUUUUGAAUAGGUUGUUUGUGAUCAUCUUACUUGUUUGUUUUAUUUAUUGAUACUUUUUUUUUCUCAAAUCACGAUGAUCACACAAUUAACUACUAAACUAUUAACAUAGAAGUUAAAAAAUAUGUGUAACUGCUCUUAGUGACUAGUGUUAGCAUAGCAAAGUUGUAACUAGCUGGUAGUUAGCAUUUGGUUAAUGUUAAGCCCUGAUCAAGGUCCUGCAUUCUUUGGUCUGAUUGUUCACUAUUGGUUCAUGACGUGCAUUUGUAUUGGAUUGUGAACACUAUUUGUGCUUUACUUUUUACAGUUGUGUUGUUUUUGUUUUGUUUUUUUACUACUGGCCAGUCAAGUCUUUUUUUUUUUUUUCCCUAAACAAAAGGUCUCGGUCGCUGCUUUAGUUCUGUCUCUGUUCAAAUGAUAUACCUACUUAUAUCAAAUGCGAUAUAAGUAGGUAUAUCAAGAAUGGCUUCAAGUCUGUCUUUUUUUUUCCUCAAAGGAGAACAUAAAUUUGGCCAGUUGAGAAAUUAUAAUCCAACCCACCAACCAUGUUGAUGUGGUGUAGAGUGCAGGAGGGGGACCUGUAGUGGUGACAUUUUUGUUUGAUAAAACAAGGACUUGUAAAACUGUUAAAGUGGCUUGUAAAGACAUUUCAGAGAAGUGGCUGAAGUGUAUCAAAUAAAAUGUUUGUAAAGAAUGCA